AUGGAUAAAACCAACGGCAAUGCUGUUCGUGCUACUUCUGCUCCACUGGACGACGUCGUUCGGCCACAUGUCGCAGUCAUCUACUCCUCUGAAAUGACCUGCCAUCGCCCACUCCUUGAAGAUCACUUUGAACAGCCGGCACGCAUCACCCGCAUCUGGGAAACCAUAACUGCUGCUGGAUGUACCCUCAAGAUGAAGCGCAUACCUAUCCGGCCUGCGCAUAAAAAUGAAGUGUUGCUUGUUCAUAGCGAAGACCACUGGGUCCGCGUACAGGCUCUGCGGGAGCUCACCGACGAGAAAAUACAAGAAACUCACUCAUAUUAUGACUCGCUGUCUCUCUAUGUCAUGCAAGGAACUACACGGGCCGCCCUGCUGAGCUGUGGCGGUGUAAUAGAGGCCUGUCUCGCCGUUGCCAGUGAUCUAUCAGAAAUUAAAAAGUGUUUCGCCAUCGUCCGGCCACCAGGACAUCACGCAGAACCGACUAAGCAUAUGGGUUUCUGCUUUUUCAAUAAUGUUGCUGUUGCUAUCAAAAGUGUACAGCAACAAACUACUAUAAAGCGGGUAAUGGUUUUGGACUGGGAUGUGCAUCAUGGAAAUGGUACCCAGCGUGCAUUUAACGAUGAUCCCACUGUUCUGUAUGUCUCGUUGCAUAGAUAUGACAACGGAGGAUUUUAUCCAUGCGGUCCAUUUGGUGGCAUUCAAUCGUGCGGGGAAGGACCUGGCCUGGGAUUCUCGGUGAAUAUACCGUGGCCAGGCGAAGGCAUGGGCGAUGCGGAAUAUAUCCAUGCCUUUCAACAUAUUGUCAUGCCCAUUGCUAUGGAAUUUGCGCCCCAGCUAGUUAUCAUCUCUGCCGGUUUCGACGCAGCACAAGGAGAUCCUUUGGGACAGUGUUGCAUAACUCCUGCUGGAUAUGCUCAUAUGACAUAUAUGCUCUCAGGGCUUGCUGGUGGUCGUUUAGUGGUCGCUCUUGAGGGAGGGUAUAAUGUCGAGGCAGGGGCCCGUUCAGCAUUGGCAGUGACUAAGGUUAUAGUCGGAGAGCCGCCCGACGAGCUUCCUCCUAUGACUGCCAGCGAGCAAGCGGCUGAGGCCGUCUGGCUUGUGGCUAAAGAGCAGAGCAAAUAUUGGAGAAAUGUCAACCCCAAAGCAUGUGAACCGCGUGAAGACGUCCAAAUCAGCACAUUUUCUAUCCCUGAAAUACUGAAAUCGCAUCGACAAAAUUACUUGUCAAACAAUCACCACAUGAUGAAUGUUCCCUUAGUAAAUGAAGAAAUGGAAGAGCGAUUUGGAAUGCAAAUAAUGUGCACACCAGACAUACUAGACAACCCGACGGUGGUGUUCUUUAUGCAUGACUUCGGCGAUCUUCAAGCCGAGCUCGAGAAUUUUGCUACGUGCAAUUUAGACCUAGAGCGGUCUUACUUGGUUGAUUUCUCGAAAGAGCUAAUUUCGUGGGUAAAAGCCGCAGCAGGACACUGUUUGCUUGACGUAAAUCUGUAUCCCAAGCCUCUUAUAGCUCCAAUGAAGAAGUCAAAAUCAGCACAGGUUCUCGCCAAAGAACUCAUCAUAUAUCUCUGGGAUAACUAUGUACAGCUUUCAAAUGCCCAGCGAGUCAUUCUUAUCGGGCACGGACCGGGCUGUCAGCCAAUGAUCGACCUGCUUCAACAAAGAUGGAGUAGCGUGAGCACGAAAGUAAAAGGUAUCGUGCAAGUCGUAGGACAUCUAAAUGUUCCAUUGGUACCGACUCAUCCCGAUGAAAUUAUACCAUGGUACCUGAAGCACUCAUUUGUUGCUGUUCCCGUGAACCACCAAGUGCUCGCGGCAAAAACGAAGAAACGCCAUGGCAACGUUGUACCGAUAAAUGAAACUCGGGCAAUAAAGCUCCUUACUGAUGCCCUCCCAAGUAUUGAGAUUUUCAUACAAGCACAGCUAAGGGCCUGGGACCAGUACAUGGAUACCUCAUGA
Messenger RNA from Guyanagaster necrorhizus, 1959 nucleotides. RefSeq names its product histone deacetylase clr3. The coding region runs from base 1 to 1959 and encodes 652 amino acids. Lineage: Eukaryota; Fungi; Basidiomycota; Agaricomycetes; Agaricales; Physalacriaceae. Gene Ontology annotation, molecular function: histone deacetylase activity. The record is from RefSeq and is a predicted model, not a curated record. The transcript has 18 exons. Gene Ontology annotation, biological process: epigenetic regulation of gene expression. Gene Ontology annotation, cellular component: histone deacetylase complex.